AUGGUGGUCAUGGAAGACAAAGAAGAGGAAGUGCUGGACGUUGAGGAUCAGGGUGAGGUAGCAGUGGUGAAAGAUGAGGAUGAUGAGGUGACAUUUUUAGAGAAGUAUACAAAGGUCAUGGUGGUGGAGGAUGAGGAUGAUGAGGUGACAUUUGUAGAGAAGAAGGAUACAGAGGUUGUGGUGGUGGAAGAUGAGGAUGACGAGGUGAUAUUUGUAGAGAAGAAGGAUACAGAGGUCGUGGUGGUGGAAGAUGAGGAUGAUGAGGUGACAUUUGUAGAGAAGGAUACAGAGGUCGUGGUGGUGGAAGAUAAGAAUGAUGAGUUGAUAGUCAUAGACAGUGAAUCCUUAUGGGAAAAAUUACAAAACAAAAAUGUGACUGACUUAGUGAAUUUAAUGAUCCUCAAAUAUAGAAUGAAGGAACCCAUCACAAAACUGGAAAUGCUCAACACUGUUACAGAAGAGCACAAGAAAGAAUUCCCUAUGAUCUUCAAGGAAGCCUCUAAGUGCUUGGACAUUAUUUUUGGCAUUGAUGUAAAGGAAAAUAAUCCUGUAAACCACUCCUAUGUCCUCACAAACUCACUGAACCUCACAUAUGAAGAUAAAGACCAGAGAAUGCCAACAAAUGGCUUCCUGAUACUUAUCCUGGGUGUGGUAUUCAUGGAAGAGAAUUGUGCCUCAGAAGAAAGUAUCUGGAAAUUCCUGAAUAUAAUGGGAGUGUACAAUGGAGAGGAGCAUUUCAUCUAUGGGGACGCCACAAAGCUUCUGACUGGUGUUUUUAUAGAACAAAAUUACCUGGAGUAUCAGGAGGUACCUAAAAGUGAGCCUCCACGUUAUGUGUUCCAGUGGGGACCAAGAGCCUAUGCUGAAACCACCAAGAUGAAAGUUCUGGAAUUCUUGGCUAAAGUCACAGGUAGAGAUCCCAUUUCUUUCUCAUUAUGGUAUGAGGAGGCAUUCAGAGAUGAUGCAGAGCAAAGGUCUCAUAGAAGAGGCUCUAAGAUUAGUGCUACACACAAGCCCAUCUCACAUAAUGAAUCAGCAGCCACUGCUGCCCAAAGUGAAGAAUUCGUGGCUGAAUCUGUUUACACUGUUUCUGAAGAGAACAGGCAUUAA
Messenger RNA from Mesocricetus auratus (golden hamster), 1110 nucleotides. Its product is annotated as melanoma-associated antigen 10-like. The transcript has 2 exons. The coding region runs from base 1 to 1110 and encodes 369 amino acids. The record is from RefSeq and is a predicted model, not a curated record. Gene Ontology annotation, cellular component: nucleus. NCBI's taxonomy places the organism in Eukaryota, Metazoa, Chordata, Mammalia, Rodentia, Cricetidae. Gene Ontology annotation, biological process: negative regulation of transcription by RNA polymerase II.